AUGGACUUAUCUUUUAAUUGUCGGCUGUUUGCUUUUAUCUUAAUUGCUUUGGCAAUAUUCGCUGCAGACGAUUCGAAAUGGAACAAAAGAAAGUUGACCACAGUAUCAUGUGGAAAUAAUUGUUCCUACAUAAAAGCUGAAGGACAAAGUGACAUUCUUCACUAUUUGUUCAGUGGAAAACCUGCCAUGUCCAUUCUAUCCAUUAAAACAGACACUAAUGGAAAAUUACUUAUAAACACAAAAUUUUCACCUCCGCAGAUAAAAGUUGAUCCAGAUAAGAGUUUCUUAUAUGCUUUUGGAAUUGUCUUUGACAAACUGAUUGAAUAUAAUGAUUCCAAAAACACUGCCAACAUUGAAAAAUAUGACCCUGCAGAAUGGAAGAACUAUUCCACUGCCAUGGAAAUUGUCAGCAACAAACAGGAUAGUGUUGUCUUUUUCAAAAGCUACUCUACUGAUAAUGUACCAAGAAAUAUUACUUUUUCGUUCUGGAAUUUUGCUGAUAAUAGUCGCCAAGACAUCCUCCCCCAUUUGAUAGUCACAAGUAACUCUUCCUUAAUGAAUCUUGUAAUUAACAAUGUCAAACCCUCAUUUAGCACGUCAAGAUUUGCUCUUGCUGCAACUUACAUUUCUCACGGGAAUAGCAGGUUCAGUAUCAAAUCUGAAAAAUCUCUUGAUGAUGAAUAUUCACCUGGGACAUUUGAGGUUGCAAAUUGGUUGGCUGUCAGUAACAAUCACAAUAGCUUUUGGCAGUGGAAACCUGUCUCGUACUUUGGUACCCCUCGCAGUACCAUGACAUCAACAUAUGUGAAAAGUUACAAACUGAAUACCAAUUUUUCAAGAUUGCCCGAGAACCCGAGCCUUGCCUACAGCUUCUUUACAGAAAUGGGAGACUAUAAUAUGAGUAGCAAUAUUCUUUCCUUUGGUCUGACAGAUGAUAAAUUCUAUGACAGGAAUAACUACACAGCAUGGUCUGCUACAUUUGGAUAUGGAAUACCUCCUGCAGAAACAGUCUCUACACUGGCUAUAGCAAUUAUUUCAGUUGGACUUGGAAUCCCAGCCUUAUUAUUUGUUGGUGGUGGCAUUUAUCUGUGUCUAAAGCGAAGACGUAAUGACUAUGAACCAGUCUUUGGGACAAUUUCAUCAUAG
Molecule: messenger RNA, 1146 nt
Organism: Acanthosepion pharaonis
Lineage: Eukaryota; Metazoa; Mollusca; Cephalopoda; Sepiida; Sepiidae
Source: the annotation of a GenBank genome assembly